Messenger RNA from Ylistrum balloti, 1788 nucleotides. Its product is annotated as proton-coupled folate transporter-like. The record is from RefSeq and is a predicted model, not a curated record. Bases 1 to 1788 code for a protein of 595 amino acids. The transcript has 6 exons. Gene Ontology annotation, biological process: transmembrane transport. Lineage: Eukaryota; Metazoa; Mollusca; Bivalvia; Pectinida; Pectinidae. Gene Ontology annotation, cellular component: membrane. Gene Ontology annotation, molecular function: transmembrane transporter activity.
AUGACUUCUGAUUUAGAAACAAAAACUCUUUUGGAUAAUCAUCAAGAGGAAGAGCGAACUGAGAAAAGUCCAUUGGAUUCUUCUACGUCUUUAUUGGAUAUAUUUAUUCGUGUGGUUGUGAUCAUUCUGUUUGUGAUAGGGUUACAAAUGGGUGGUUUGACGAAAAACCAGUAUGUAUAUAAGUGGGUAGAGGAAAAUUCAAACUCAAGCACCAACGUGAUGAACACUUCUUAUGACAGCACAUCGACAACUAUAUCACCAGAUCCGUGUGGGGGCAGUGUCAGCGCCAAAAGUGAAAAGAAAGACCAGUCAGAGGCUGCAUUAUGGUUGUUAUACUUCUCCCUAUGUGAGCAUGGGAUAGCUAUUCCGAUGAUAUUGAUGUAUAGUUCAUAUUCGGAUUUCGUUGGAAGAAAACCGCUUAUGAUAAUUUCCUGUAUCGGCUACUGUCUACAAUAUGCUACCAAGGGUUUUAUUGUUUACAAAAAUCUUUCGUUAGUUUAUUUCUUUAUUCCAUAUGUUUUGGCGGGAAUAAGUGGUGGCCACUACCCAUUUUAUAUUGCGAUGACAGCAUCUGUGGCAGACAAAACGGACAGUAACAAGAAGAGGGCUUUUGGUAUAGCAUUAUUCGAAGCGGUAACUGGGGUUGGUGUGAGUUCCGCUCAAGUUGGUACUGGGUACCUGAUAAAGAGUUUUGGAUAUAUGUACCCCAUGGUAGCAGCGUCAGGAAUAUUCGCUGUGUGUUUCUUCAUUACACUGUUUGCGAUAAAGGACACACGUUUACCUAGAUCAACUAAACAUAUCACAAUUGGCGUUCAUCUCAAAAAUAUUUUUGGAAUGUUUUUAAGCAAAUCUUACAUCCUGACUGGCAGUGUUUUAACAUUCAAUUUGACAAUGUUAACUAUUUUUCUCUUGCUUAUGGCUGCAUCGGAUUCCUCUACAAUUGGAGUACUUUAUCAGCUUCGUUCGCCAUUUUGUUGGGAUUCAAGAAAAAUAGGGUGGUAUGGAUUCGGAACCGAUAUUUUAAAAUACCUCUUUGGUUUGGUAGUUGUUAAGUGGCUGCAGAUGUGCCUUCCUGACGGUACAGUGAUCAUGAUCACCAUCACAUCCGCUAUUGCUUCUUCAGUUAUUACAGGUUUUGCUGACACAAGUCUGAUGCUGUAUAUAAGCUCAGGGGCGGGUAUGCUCUCUCUCAUGUCUAGACCUCUUCUCCGAGCUUUUUCAUCUAACUUGAUUGAAAAAGAUAAACAAGGUGCUGUAUUUGGCAAUACAUAUGUGAUUGAAAACAUAUGUAGUAUGCUCAGCAAGACUAUCUUCAGCGAAAUAUACGCUCGGACUCAGACUUUCAUGGCCGGUUUUGUAUUCCUUAUAAUGGGGGUAUUUAACCUAACAUCGUUGAUUGUGUUCAUGAACAAGCGUUGGAGUACUGUCCAUGUUACAAGGUGUGGCGAUUCGUUCAGCUUUAUCUGUGAUGGUGGUGGUGAGAAAGCAAGGCUCUUGGUGUAUGAACUCGUAGUGAUCUUAACGGCUAUAGCGGGCACCUCUUUAGCAACCAACAUCUACCAAGCAACAGUAACGAUCCUCCGUGGAUUUACCUUCCUAGUGGCUGCAUACUUUUUUGUAGUGCUGUUGGUAAUAAUUAUAUGUCUAUUUGGUGGUAUGCAUCCAGAAGCUGGAUCGAAAAGGACUAGUACUGCUUACAAAAGAACAAGCUAUAUAGCAACCUAUGGGUCGACUACACAGCAUUCAUCCAAUGUGAACUCGGGUGGGAAUAGAUCAAGCGAGGUGUGA